Molecule: messenger RNA, 13056 nt
Organism: Cuculus canorus (common cuckoo)
Lineage: Eukaryota; Metazoa; Chordata; Aves; Cuculiformes; Cuculidae
Gene: PDPR
Product: pyruvate dehydrogenase phosphatase regulatory subunit
Exons: 18
Coding region: 202-2841 (879 amino acids)
Cellular component (GO): mitochondrial matrix; cytoplasm; mitochondrion
Molecular function (GO): oxidoreductase activity; protein binding
Source: RefSeq, a predicted model, not a curated record
GUGGGCGUGGCUUCUCGUGGCCACGCCCCUGCGCCCGGUCACUGAGGCAGCCCCGCCCCCGAGUGCCGCAUCGCGGGGCGGUGUCGCGCCGCGGCCGUAAAGCGCGGAAGGUCGGUGAGGCCGCCCCCAGGAGCAGUUCCGAACUCCCAGCUGAACACGUCAAGGUGGUGCUUUCAGAAGACUGACGCAGACGCCGGUGGGAUGUUUCUCCGGUUACUGUCAGACGUCCGGUGGCGGGCGGCUAACCCGAAAUGGAGAAGAAUGAUCUGCUCGCGUCGAAGUACCUCAAGUACGGCAGAACCUCACCCUGUUUCCUUGCCAGCACAGGCGCAGGUUGUCAUCUGUGGUGGUGGAAUCAUGGGCACCUCUGUGGCCUAUCACCUCUCCAAGAUGGGUUGGAAGGAUAUAGUCUUACUAGAGCAGGGCAGAUUGGCUGCUGGUACCACUCGCUUCUGUGCCGGCAUCGUGAGCACAGCCCGGCAAAUGUCCAUAGAGCUGAAGAUGGCAGACUAUUCAAACAAGCUCUACCAGCAGCUGGAACAAGAGACAGGAGUGAAAACAGGGUAUGUGAAGACAGGCUCUAUUUCACUGGCUCAGACUCAGGAUCGACUGAUCUCGCUCAAACGCAUCGCUUCAUUGCUGAAUGUAAUGGGGAUCCCUUGUGAAAUUAUCACCCCAAAGCAAGUGGCACAGCUCCACCCACUGAUCAACAUCCAUGACCUUGUGGGGGCCAUGUACGUGCCAGAAGAUGCACUUGUGUCAUCUGCCAGUGCGAGUCUGGCUUUGGCCACUGCUGCCUCACGGAAUGGUGUCCAGAUUCACGAGCGGACGAGUGUCAGUCAUGUGUCGGUCCAGAAGGGCCGUGUGACUGGAGUUGAGACCGACAGAGGACAGAUUCAGUGCCAAUACUUUGUCAACUGUGCUGGCCAGUGGGCCUAUGAGUUGGGCCACUCUGGGGAGGAACCAGUCAAUAUCCCACUCCAUGCCUGUGAACACUUCUACCUCCUGACACAUCCUUUGAAGGAACCUCUGGCAAGUAACUUACCAACUAUUGUAGACCCAGACGGCAGGAUCUACAUACGGAACUGGCAAGGUGGCAUCCUCUCGGGAGGCUUUGAGAAAAACCCCAAACCGCUCUUCACAGAGGGACGGAACCAGCUGGAGAUUCAGAACCUUCAAGAAGACUGGGAUCAUUUUGAGCCGCUUCUGAGUGCCCUUCUGCGCAGGAUGCCAGAUUUGGAGGCUCUGCAGAUCAUGCAGUUAGUGAAUUGCCCGGAGUCCUUCACGCCAGAUAUGCGGUGCAUUAUGGGAGAGUCACCCACUGUGCAGGGCUACUUCGUUCUGGCUGGCAUGAACUCAGCUGGUAUCUCAUAUGGUGGGGGAGCAGGCAAGUACCUGGCAGAGUGGAUGGUAAAUGGGUAUCCAUCAGAAAACGUCUGGCCUCUGGAUUUGAAACGUUUUGGUACCCUUCAGAGCAGUCGCACUUUCCUCCGUCACCGCGUGAUGGAAGUAAUGCCCCUCAUGUGUGAUCUGAAGGUUCCCCGCUGGGACUUCCAGACUGGCAGGCAGCUGCGUACUUCACCGUUGUACGACCGUCUGGAUGCACAAGGAGCGAGGUGGAUGGAGAAACAUGGAUUUGAGAGAGUCAAGUAUUUUGUCCCACCUGGGAAAGAUCUGCUGGAUUUGGAUCAGAGCAAAACCUUUUACAAACCAGAUUGGUUUGAUAUUGUGGGUUCUGAAGUCAAGUGCUGUAAGGAAGCAGUUUGUGUCAUUGACAUGUCAUCUUUCACCAAGUUUGAAAUAAGCUCCACAGGAGACCAGGCCCUGGAGAGUCUGCAGUAUCUCUUCUCAAAUGACCUGGAUGUGCCGGUUGGGCACGUUGUGCACACAGGCAUGCUUAACGAGAAGGGAGGCUAUGAGAAUGAUUGCAGCAUAGCACGGCUGAGCAAACGCAGCUUCUUCAUGAUUUCUCCUACUGACCAACAAGUCCAUUGCUGGGCCUGGCUGAAGAACCGCUUGCCCAAUGACAGCAACCUGACCAUGGAAGAUGUGACCUGGAAGUACACAGCUCUCAAUCUGAUCGGCCCCCGUGCUGUGGAUGUCUUGUCAGAGUUGUCAUAUGCCCCGAUGACUCCAGAACACUUUCCCUCUCUCUUUUGCAAGGAGAUGAGUGUGGGCUAUGCUAAUGGCAUCCGUGUGAUGAGCAUCACUCACACAGGAGAACCUGGAUUCAUGCUUUACAUCCCCAUAGAGUAUGCCCUUCACGUGUACAAUGAGGUGAUGAACAUGGGACAGAAGUAUGGGAUUCGGAAUGCCGGUUAUUAUGCACUCCGCAGCCUGCGCAUCGAGAAGUUCUUUGCUUUCUGGGGCCAGGAUUUGGAUCCUUUUACCACUCCUAUGGAGUGCGGACGCGAGUUCCAGGUCAAGCUGGAAAAGGGAAUGGAGUUUGUUGGCCAGGAAGCACUGUUGGAACAGAAGCAGAAUGGCGUGUACAAGCGCUUCACCAUGUUCAUUCUUGAGGACCAUGACACAGAUAUGGACCUCUGGCCCUGGUGGGGCGAGCCUAUUUUCCGCAACGGCCGCUACGUGGGCAAGACCACCAGCAGUGCCUACAGCUACACUCUGGAGCGCCACGUCUGCCUUGGCUUCGUGCAUCACUUUGAUGAGAAGACAGGAGAAGAGCUGGUGGUGACAACUGACUUCAUCAACCAAGGCGAGUACGAGAUCGACAUUGCUGGGCAGCGCUUCCAGGCCAAAGCCAAGCUCUACCCCUUCAGCUCCCUCUUCACGCAGCGUCGCCGCAAGGAUGAGGUGGAACUGAGUGGCUACCAGAGGGAGUAGUGCUGACUACAUCUGACCUGCUCCUUUUCGCGAGCUGGAGUCUUCUGCCACCAUCUUCCAGUCCUCUUUCCUCACCUCAUAUAUUUCUUUCUUUCAUGUCUUGCAACUUUUAAACUUUUUCCAGUGUGUUACAUUUUGUAUAUUUGAAAACUUCGAUUUUCAAGCUUUCCCGCUCCUCUCUGUCUCCCUCCUUGAACCCUUUGCUUGCCAGGCUCCCCCAUGCCCCAGCAGACAAAGCACAGUGCUGAGCGUGCAUCCAGAAAACCAUGGGAACCCUGGAUAGGAGCGAACCCCACCAAAGCUCCCUAGCCUUGUGGUGGUGGGUUUGGGUGAACUCCUGAGGACUACACACUUCCUCUCUGGUCUCCAGGUGUGGGACAGCAGGUAUUUUGCUGCCUGUAGUUGGAAUGAACGCUGCAACUUCACCCUGCUCUCUGUGUAUCCCGUUGCGGAGGGGUUGGUGCACACAGCAAUAGAACGAUCAGCUACCUCACUGGCACGAGACAGCGUUGCGUGAGCAGCACCCAGGAGAUGGGUUCUGGCAUUGUCUGGCCUGUCACUGUCCCCCUUUGCCCACCAUUUUUUUUCCCUAGGAGGGAGACAAGUAGGUUUCGUCACCAGAUCGUUGGGAUUGCAGUAGCACUAGCAAGUUUGUCGUUGGGACUGGAUUUUUUGUGUGGGGUCACUGAGACCAGAUGGUCUUCUGUAAAUAGAAUUGAAGAUCAACAUGGGUGUUUCACAUCUCUAAAGGAAUGAGAUGGGAGCGGUUCUUAGCAAAAAUACUGAUUUCUAACAACGACAGACGUUAGUGUUUAAUGUUAAGAGCAGUAUUGAAAUGCUGCUUCUGUUUCAGCUGCACAGUGUACAGUCUCUUCGGGGAUGUUCUUUUACUUUCCUUUGUUUAUGUGACCCAGUUGAGCUCAUCUGGCAAGGUUCAUGCAGUGAACACAAGCUUCGUGUAAAAUUUGUGAUGGUUUGGGGAACCUGAGCCGCAGGAGGGGACAACAUCUUGCGUUUGUAGCUGCCUGUGGUUAUUUUGAAAUUGGAGGAAAAGACCCAGUGUUUUUCUAACCUGUGGUGCUGGCAGUGUUGUGAGAAACACUGGGCUUUCUUCUGAUGGUGAGGAGGCAUCUCAGCAGCUCCUGCUUGACUUGAGAAGUUGUGUUCUGUUUUUCUCCUCAAAUGUUUUGCACUUCUGUCUUCUCUGUCCUGGUUAUUAUCUCUGCUGAAGGGAUUGAAUAGGGAGCGUAGGGACUGUGGUAGUGGAAUGACAAUCUGCUUUCUUUCAGUAAAGGUCUUUGCCAUCGUGCUUCUCAUACAGAUGCUUCAGACAGAACAGCUUGGGUUGACCCCUUCUUCAAGUGUCAAAACACGCCGAUUCAAAUGCUGAUAGGAAAUAGUAAAGAAGUGGAGGGAUGCUGAACUGUUUGUACACAGUUACGUCUUCUUUUUCUUCUUCCCAUUGUGAGCACAGUGAAAACCAAAGAUUCUCUUUAUUUACUUGAGAAACAUCUGUUAAACGUUUUCCCUGCCUCUGCCACUUGCAUGCUCAUCAUGGUCUUUCUGCUUCACCAUCUUUCUGUCUGGAGCUCAAACGCAACCUUGUCCUCGUGUCUGCCCUGUCAGUCAGGGUGGACGGUUUCUUCAUGGUCUGGAACCUUUUGGGCACUUUCUUUUCCAGUUAAAUGGUAAGCAUCAGUAGUGUCAGUAUGAGCUCAAAACCUUCCCUGAUUCAUGUUUUAAGUUUCAUGUCUGCCCUUUUAGUCGCUUGAGACCAUGCCUUCCAUCAAGUCUGUGCUCUGGCAGUUCACGAUCCAGUUGUUCUCCACAUGCAGGAGUAGUCAGAUGGCCCUAAGCUAGCAAAGGUGAAAGUCUAAAACCUUUACACCAUAAAACAGGUUGUCAGAGCAAACAUCUCUAUCCGGGGUGAUACAGAAGCUGUGAAACCAAGGAAGGAGUGGUGAGUGGGGAAAGGGUGUGAGAGAAUUAAAGACUUGAGCAUGCGGUGUAGGAGGUUGAACAUAGAUGUCUUUUCUUCAAAUGUGGUCUCCGUUGUGAAUGGUGAGUUCCUUCCUAGUUGUGACCUCUUCUAGGAUUUCAAACUUAUGGAGGACCUUGACCAUUCUAUUGGUUUUACGGGAUGUUGCUGUGCCUUCCUUAUGCAGGGAAAUGGGCGUUAAACCAAAGAAAAAGUUUUAUACUUGAUACUUAGGAUGUGUCUUAGAGCAGCCCUUCUGAUUAGAGGUUAUUGACCAUUCAUUGGUGCUGGUGAGGCACGAUACUUCUUCAGGAGAAAACAAAGUAUACAGCGGAGGCGAGCUAAAGCACUUAAUGCGACUCCUGAAGAGAGUUCUUGGCUCGAACCACUCAGUGUGUUCCCUGUGCAGUUAGAACUAGUUAAGACCAAACUGGAAAGUUAGCAGUGUGCUGUCCUCUCCCAACCACUCGUUCCUGAAGUAUCAUCUAAGUUGCAGACAGAUUAUAUUCCUCCUUGUGAUUGUUUUUGCUUUUCCCCAAUUUAUAGGUGCUGUUAGUUCUUCAGACAACUUUUGAUAUGGGUGUGUCUUCCCCAGGAGCUCUGACAAUAAAAUUGUGGUUUAUGAGCUACUUUUGUCAUUAUGUCUGCUUAAGUUUAUUGUAUGUCUCAAUCUAUUAACUCUUCAAUACUAAAAAUAGAGAGUGAAAAUAGUUUUCCAUCACGCUGAUAGAUACGGCAGCACUUUGUGUAAUGCUGUGUUUGCUGUUUGAGACUUCGAGAUAGGUGAUUUGGUAAUUGUCAGUCUCACAGCUCAUAAACGCCUACUCUGACUUUCUCUGCUAUGAAUUCGGAUUCUUGUUUUAUGUCAGAACCUGUAGUCUUCGGCUGCUACUCGAGCUUAGUCAGUUUAAUUUCUGGGAGCUAUUUUUAACCUUAUAAUGUUAAAGAAUAGUUUGCCUUCAGCAGUCUUGAAUACCCGCUACGGGGACGAUUGGAUAGUAUGUGUUAAAGUAAUGCUAGAUACUAAGACCAAGGAUGGUCCUUCUAGUGGAAUGUUUUCUCCCCGAGGUAUUAAACGGUGAUGUAAGACUCUGAUCUCUUUAUCUCAUGGCUAAAUGAAGACGGCCUAAAAAAAGAACAACAAAAUCGCUUACCACCUUUAGUAAACGCCAAAUUGGAAAUCGGAUCUUGGAAGCUGCUAUGACACAGUCUUAGUAUCUAAGAUGGUAAAUAACGUUGACUGUAAAAUUAUACACCAUGAUUCUCAUCCUUAAACCCGCCUGAAAGUGCUUUCUGCUGAGAAAGGCUGUUUGUUCUCAUUCGGUGUGGUAAGACUAUGAACCUUGAGUGGGAAACACUAAAAUAGCAUCCUUCUUCUCUGCAGUGAAAGAGGUAAUGGCCUCAUUCUGUGCUGAAGCAGCAGCAGCACGUCUGCCCUGUGCAGUCUUGUCUGUACCAGUCGCUGGGUUGUUACUGGUUGUCGGUGUCUUGCUGCUCAGAACAGGAACAGUCCCACACGGGAAGCAAGGGAAGCCAACUGGAGUUCAACAUGAGAAAAAGUUUUGUCUUUUGGGCUGAAGUAUUAUAGGUUGAGCACAAGCCGGUUUAGGGUAAACAGUGACAAAUGGUAAGGGAUGUGUGACCCGUGGGGAGAUAGGGCCACAACGGGUGGUGUGCGCUUGGCACUUGUAGACUUGUUUUUUCUUACCCAAGAAGUCAAUAUCUGGGUGGUUUUACUGGUGUGGCUGUGGCGAAUCCAUCUAAAUGUACAGCAUUUCUCUAUGCUGGGAAGGGCUUGCCUGCCAGCGAGGGGACCUUGUGUCAGAGGAAGCACUCACUGGGCAGCUUCUUCCGUUAAAUGAUUUUUCCAGAGGUAUUGAGUUGUCUCACGCUUGUUGCAUCCUUCCCUAAGUUCUCAUGUUUUGUUAUUCCUUGAGUGAGCACUGAAAGGCUUGAGUAAAAAUGGUAUUAGAGAAGUGGGAGUUUAUUGCUCUAUUUAACAAUCUGAGGAUAAAAUUAAAGCAGUCCAUUUAGGAAUGAUGUUUCAGAAGGGUGUGUGAUAGUGAUUUUCAUAUCUGUCUUUGCCAGACUUAGUUCCUUCUUUUUUUCUCGUGCUGACUCCAGUGUCCAGAUUUGAUGUGCCUUGUUGGACAGUUUCUUGUUGCCGUUUUAUUGCACAGAGGGGAGGCUGUGCAGAACUCCCACUGCAUCUCCAGCUUCUUGGAUCCCUCCUUUCUGCCAUUGCAUUCGAGCUGCUGCUGAUCAUGAUGCCGUUCCUGCAGCACCUCCGAACUCCAGCCUGUGCUGCCGUAGGACCUCUCAUGCACAAGGUUCUUCUCGUCAUUCUACCUGAUGCUUCAUUGUCUGACCCAGGAUGGCUCUAAAUCUGUCUCUCUGCAUUGAUGUCAGCUCUUAGACUUUUAGAUCAUGCAGAUACCAACAUCCAAACUCCCAGGUGGGUUUGUGGCCACUGGAUAUUCCAUCAUUUAAGCCUCCCUCUCGCUGUGCGAGGUUCUUCCCCCUCUCCUUAACACGUCUCUAAUCUCCUUCCUCAGGCAGCUGAGCACGAGCUUCCUUUUGCCCAUCAGAGCGAGGCAUGGCAGAAGAAAAACAGGCAAAGCGAUGGCAGAGGGGCUGAGCUGAGGUGGAAGGAGAGAUGUGAGAGCAGUUUGAUCCUUUUCCCAUUCAUUACUCAACCACUUAAGCUCAGCCUUGGAGCGGUGGUCAGCCCUGAUUCCCAGCUCCAGGAGCUUCUUCCUUUGCAGCCUCAGUGCUGGAUGAGUGCUGAGCAAUAGCCAUGGCUCUGGGCAGGAUCAGGACAGCAUUAUGGAGGAAGUGUCCAACAGCAGACAUUUCCCCCUUUUAUUUCCCCUUGCGAUGAAGGAAACGGUGUUGCGGGGCCAGGGGUGAGGACUGUGUGCGCUCUAUUGCUCAGAACACUUCUCUCUCUCUGGUGCACUCUUGCAAGAGGCGUCCAACUGUAAAGGUACAGCCCUGGCAUCGCUAACCUUGUCCUUGCAGCACUCUUUAACCAAAAAAUGAUGACAUUUUGGCAAGAAAUCUAUAAAAAAUAAGGUUAUUUUCCAUGUUAGGGGGGCAAGGGGAGUUCCUUGCAAGGGCAGAAGUCGUUCUCAUUCAAAACAGAACAUUUGGCUGCUGAUAAUGUCCAGCAGAUCAGUCAUAACCUUCAGACUUGUCUUCCUAUAUGACUUUAUGGCAGCACUUGGUCAGGUUAAUUACUGCCCAUUUUGAGAUGCUUUUCUGCUUUCAGCUAACUUUUCCUUAACUGAUUGGAUUUUUAUUUAAAAAAAACACAACAAUUCAGCCAGGGAACGGGACUUGGGGAAGGAGGGGGUUAGUGUAAUCUGAUGACUUCAUGCUGUCUCUAAAAAGCAUGGGUAAAUUUUCUUUGUACUUUAAACUUUCCUUCAGUGUUAUGAUUGUAGCUUAUAGCCCUCAGCAAGAGCGGCCUUUGCGUUUGAAGGAGUGAGAAAACCUUUAAGUAUUUGUAAAUGCCUUAAAGUUUUAGAUGAGGUGUUUGGGCACUGAUUGUGCCAUUUGAUUUCCUUCCUGGAGAGCGGUGUGUGGUGUGUACAGAGCAGAUAUAAAUGCUGGCAGAUACUCCUGAGCAAGGGCUGGGGAUGACAGAAGCAGCUGUUGUAGCAAGAUGCUGCUCUGUGGCUGGAAUUCGUACUGAACUUGACUACAUGAGCUGGGAGCCCCCAUGCCUGCCCAGCUGUCGGCGCUGACACCGAGAAAUGGAUUUAGUCACUCUAUGACUCAUGCUAGAAAGGGUUUUCUUCUUUCUUUAAAGCAAGAAGCCUGGUUUAGCGUAGAAUGUUCAAAGUGUCCCGUUGCAUUAAAGGAAACAAAACUCUCUGCUUGAGCGUUUCCCUGCUGUACCAGCUGACGUCUCCAGGCAGGAGUCGAGGGAAGCGGGAGAGAGCAGAGAGCAUCUUCUGCUGCCCGUAAUGUUUGCUGAGGUGGCUCUAAUGCUUCUCAGCUCCUAUUUGUCUCAAAGCUCUGCUGGGUUCCUGAUGUCAGGCUGGCUUCUGAGUUACAGUGCAAAAUGUUGCUUUGCAGGUACGACGCGUUGCGCUGAUUUUCUUUGUUCAGAGAUAUCGCCUGUUUGGAAUAAGAUAUCUCUGCGAAGAGGAGUGGUCAAUCGUAAUGAAAGAGGCACCAGCAAAAGGUGUCCAUGUCAAUGUUUAUUGUUCUGUCAGUGUUGGUAACGGCUGAUCUUCCUGCACGGAUGCCUGAGACCUGCUGCGAGCAGAGCAGGUACUUGGGAGUUGUCAACCAUCCCAACUAGGGCACAGCCAGUUUUGUGUGUACGGAGGAAAGUCCUGCGCUGUCACCUUUCACUGUGGCACUGCUGAGACGUCUUCCAUACUAUAAAUCAUCUUCCCUGCUUAUCCCGUAGUGGCACAGGUUUCACUUAUGCCUUUCUUCCAGCAUAGCUGGAGGCAGAUGAAUGUCCCUGAAGCUGCUGGUGGGUUCUGGUGCACCUCGCGGUCAGGCUUGCAGGGGGCACAUCCCUGCUCCAUCUGUCUUUCUGCCGGAGAAGUCAGGGGAAGCAUACUCCUGCGCUGCGAGUGCCGUGGUUUCCAAACCGCCUGCCAGGCAGCUGGGUGGUGGUGAUGCUUGCUGCAUCUUUGGGAAGAGUUGGGGAAAACCCUCUUUGGUCUGGAUCAACUCCUUGCUGCAGCCCUUGAGGCACUGUGCUUCGUUUCUGUCUCGCUGCUCUGCUCCUGCCUGUGUGCCUGUGGCAGCUCCUGCCGUCGCUGGCUUUACAGGAGACGCGAGUGCUGUGGGAGAAGGGCUCCCCGCUUCUUGGACAGGUUCCCGGUGCAGGUCUCCUGAGCAGAGCCUGCUUUCUUGUGAAGUGCAUCCCUUCUCCACCAUUGCUUCUGCUUAUCAGGUGCACCAGUUCACUUGUCCAAAGUCCCUUCAUGCUUUUAUCAAUCUCCCAGGACCAGAUUUUGAAGGGCUGGGAGGAUUUCUGAAACGUGCUACUGUUGAAAUUUUAAGAACAACUGAAGUCUGAACCUGUGAAAACAUUUUUCUAGUGCCUUACGCUCGUGAAUGUUGUGCAAUGGAUGUAGCGGAGGUGGGACAGAGCAAGGAGCAGCUCUGGCGGUGGGGAUCCCCCCCCCGCUGCAGCCGUCUCCCGCUCCCCUCACAGGGUCGUGACAAGCAGGCGCCGACAGAUCGGGGAUGGUUUUUAAGCCCUUGGAGGUCUGGGGUCGCAGAAAUGCUAAAGCAUAAGACCCUGUGCUGGGUGGUCUGCUUUGAGAAGAGCGGUGGUCUCGCCUCUGCUGGGUUUGGAUUCAGAGGGGUUUGGGAGAGACAAAGCUGCUCCAGGACCCUGCGCAGGAGGAUGCGGGCGGUCGCUCCUAAGCGCACAAGUCGGGGUCAAUUUGCUGCUCUCCACUGAGGUCGUGGUGUUACAUAUGCUGUAUUUAUACCGUGCUUUAUUUCAUUUCAGAUUUUGGUUGGCUUAAAUGUUGCUAGUUUGUAUAUUAAUAAAGAGGCGUUUUAACUACUCCCGAAUUCAGCGAUUUGUUACACUGGAGCCUUGCGGCUUCCAGGAUCCCAACGCUCUGGUCAGCUGGAUGGAUCCUGCAAGGACGCUGGGGCUGUUGCAGGGCCUUUGGCGCUGGGAGGUGGGAGCAGGAGCCAGCCCUGACCCCGGGGGAACUCACUUCCCCCGCCUGCACCUGCUGGCAAAAUUAGGUCCUCCAAGAGUUUGUCCGUGUCCUCCCCUGUGCCGUGUGGGGGCUCAGGGCUGUGCAAGCGGAGCCUCUCGAGGCCCCGGGGCUGCUCCGGAGGGCUGUGUGGAACAUGGGGGCAGGUCUGGGUGGACAGUACUGUCACCUUGCCGUGGGUGCUGCCAGAGGGAUGGGGCUGGGGCUGUGCCACUGGGCACCCAGACCAGCACGGGGCCAGGAUCGGCUCCAGAGGGCAGAGCGAGCUUCAGCCCUAACAGAGACCACAGGAGCGCAUCCUCCUGGCUGCACCAACGCUCCCGCUCCCCUUCCCUCCUCACCCCACCGACGCUCGGGCUCGGCUGCAGGCAGGACUACUGGAAGUCAACCACAGAGCGGUUCCGAUGCAUGGUUUUUAUUGACUUUUAAAAAACAAAAUUGUUUUAAGACAGUUGUGUGCAGAAGUGCCCACGUACACAGAGGCUACAGGGCAGAGCCGCCCGCUCCCCACCCUGGGUCGGAGCACGGGGCUCUCCUGGUGGGGCGGGAGGCGAUGGGUGCUGGAUCAGGCACCGCGUGAUGAAGCCACCCCCUGCGCCCUGCCCGUAGCCCCUGCCCACAUCUCCUCUAUGUACAGUACAGUGGUGCUCGCCGCGCCCGCCGGGCGUGCAGCACGCGCCUCGUGUGCGAGGCCGGCUCUGCCAGAGAAACAGAAGUGGUCGUGAGUCCUAGCGGGACAGCUUAAAUAAAAAAAUAAUAAUAAUAAUAGUAACAAUUUAAAAAAAAAGAAAUAGGGGUGGGGGAACAAAGUUAGCAAAAAAAAAAAUACUGUCAGGGCAGUCAGGCAGCACAAGCACACCCUUUGCCGAGUGCCGGCACCGUGCUGCCAGGGGGGUUGGUACCCAGAUCGGGUACCCGGCAUCUCCACUUGCCCCAUGAUUGUCUGGCCUGGGGAUAGGAGCUGGUCCAGCCUCGUCACACUGGGUUUGGCCUCCCCUGCGCCCCUGCGGUGGCCUGGCUGCCUCCCCGUCUCCCCCAGCAGCACUCCCCAGCUAAGAUCCAGCCCGGCACAAGGAGGGAAGCAGCUACGACUGUCAGAUAGAUUAGCCAAGCCCCUACCGCCAGCCCAGGCGCGGGCACAGCCCAGCAGAGCCGACAGGAGAUGGUCAAGGCACUCAUUGUUGCUCGUGGUGUUGUGGUUUGUAAUUUUAGCUCCCCUAAAAUGAACCAACCCAGGAAGGUGGGGAGCAGGGCUUGCCGCAACCUGCCUCCGCGUCCCAGGUUCAGAGCGGAGUUUGGGGCUGGCCGUGGCGGCUGCAGGUCGAGGGUGGGCUGCACACCGGGGCAGCACCGCUUCUACCAAAACCCGCCACGAAACUUGGGGGUUUAAAGCCCUGUGGACAGAAAAGAUGCAUUUCUCCGGCAUAGGGGAUGCUCGGUGCCUGUUCCAGGUGACCCAAACCCUCGUGUUUCACACUUGGGGAGAGAAAUCUCAGAAAAAAAAAAGAGAAGAAACCCUGGAAAACAACCAAACUGAAGCAGAGAAAACAGGUAAGAGGCUGCUACAAAAAAAAAGCCAGAUACAAAAGGGAAAAAAAGUACACCCAAAAAUAACCCUGUGGUGAUUGUUCCUCAAACAACUUGCAACCAGGUGGUGCGGACAGGGCUUCUGCCAGCCAGGCUCCAGCCCCGCAGCCUCAGCCCUGGCACCGCGGGGCUCUGCCAUUGCGCCGGACACCCACCGCCACCACCGGGGCAUCUUUCCCAUGAUUGCCUUUUUCUUGAGCUUUCCAGCAUGUCCUAAAAAACACCCCACCCACAUGAUUGACCCAAAGAAAGUGGUUUUAAUUACACCUCCGGUGAGGCUGUUUCCUUCUGCAUCUCCCCAUCCCGUGCCCCAGGGAAAGCCCCAGAGGGCAGUGUCUGGUGUAAACCAAGCCCCACCCUCACUAACGGAGCAAAAACUUUGGGAUUUCAGCUUCUCACCAGAGCUGUCUAUUUAUAGCAACACAAAAGCGAAAGCACGGUUCAUUCACCCACUAAAGCUAUCUCUAAUCUGUUUUUUCCCAGCCUGAAAAUGAAGGGAAAUCUCAAUCUUCCCUCUGGCGAAACUCAACCUGCUGCUGCAUCCUGCAUCCCUCAAGCAUCCUGCAAGCACUCGCAGAGCCCAGUCAGGGGGACCAGGCUGCCGCUACUACAGGUUUCUUAGCUGCCUUUUGCCUCUUCGCUCCUAAAAUCCAUCCUAGGCUUCCUCAGUGACACGAGGAGCAGGGAUGCCCGGGUUCCUCUCCAUCCCCCAGCUCGGCCGUGCCAGCAGCCCCCAGCCUGCAGCCAAGCAUCGGUGAUGGUCCGCCUCCCGCCGGCUCCCGGUGAUGGAUCCACGUACUCACAACCACGCCGGGCCCUGCCUGUGUGCGAGGAGCCUUUCCCGGGGAAGGAAUGGCAGCGGCUGCGCCAGGUGGGUAAAAGAAAAUACAAAACCAAAAUCAAAACAAAGGAAGAAAGCAGCAGCUGGUUCCACCGGUGAGG